ACAUUUGAAGAGAUAUGGUAUUGCAUUUUUUGCAAUGGGAUCACAUUUCGACCGGUCGUUCACCAGGAUCACCGGCACAAUCUCGCGGGUCAAAGAACUGUUCUGCAAUGGAAGUUGGCAUGAAGCGUUAGUCCACUUCAACGAAGCGAAGCGAGCAGGAGUUGAAAUCACUCAGCCUUCUGUGAUUAAUUCCGUCGUCAAAGCAUCCUCGAAGCUCUCGAAUAAACAUGGGAAGUCCAUCCAUGGUUGGGUGCUCAAGCAGGGCCUCGACACGUUCUCCUCCGUCGGCAACUCCAUCCUGGACUCGUACAUGAAGUGCAGGGACUUGGACUCUGCGAUGGGCAUCUUCAGGUCGAUGCGAAGUAGGGACUCCGUGUCGUGGAAUGUGAUCAUUCAUUGGUUUCUUGAUCAGCGAGAUUUGGGACGAGGGUUGUGGUGGUUUCGGCGAGCCAGGGUUGAUGGAUUCGAACCCACUGUCGCCACCUUGGUACUGCUUCUCCAGGUGUGUCGUAGCACUUGGUUGAUGAAUCAACUAUUUGAGCUACAUGGUUACAUAACUAAGAGUGGGUUCUGGGGCUCUGUCCCGGUGCAGAACUCUCUGUUAGGCGCAUACACAGGCUUUGAUAUGGAGCGUGCAGAGGACAUGUUUGAUGAAAUGCUCGAGAGGGACGUCAUAUCAUGGAGUGUGAUGAUAGCUGGGUAUGUGCAUAAUGAGGAAGCUGAUCUUGGCUUGCGGAUGUUUGUAAAGAUGGUUUCCGUGGCCAAGAUUGACCCCGACGAGGUGACUUUAGUGAGUGUCCUGAAAGCUUGCACUAGUAUCCAGUCUAUGAUUGUGGGAAGAAUGGCCCAUGGCUUUGUCCUUGGAAAGGGUUUGGAUGCCGAUUCGUUCGUUGAAAAUUCCCUGAUUGAUAUGUAUUGCAAGUGUGGAGAUGUUGAUUCUGCGUUUAGAGUUUUCAGUCAUAUGACGUGGGCAAACCUCGUCUCAUGGAACUCGAUAGUUUCAGGUUGUGUUCUCAACGAAAAGUACUCGGAAGCUCUGUCAGUGUUUCGUUCAAUGGGAAAGGAUGAGAUUGAGGCAGAUGAAGUGACUCUUGUGAAUGUCCUUCAAACAUGCAAGUAUUACGUGAAUCUUUCCUGGUGCAAGUCAGUACACUGUCUAGUUUUUCGGAAAGGAUACGAAUCGAAUGACUUUCUGCAUAACUCUCUGAUUGAUGCAUAUAUAAAAUGUGGUAGGAUAGAGAUUGCCUGGGACCUUUUCAACAGCAUGGAUAAAAAAGACACUGUUUCAUGGAGCACAAUGAUUUCCGGGCUCACCUACAAUGGGGAGCCUGACGAGGCUGUCAGAGUGUUCAACGAGAUGAUACAUGCUCAAAAGAAGCCGAAUGCAAUCACCAUCAUCAAUUUGCUCGAGGCUUGUUCAGUUUCGGCCGAACUGAAAAGGUCAAAGUCUGCCCAUGGAAUAGCAAUCCGGACAUGCCUGGCACCAGAAGUAGCUGUUGGAACUGCCAUUGUCGAUAUGUACUCAAAAUGUGGCACAAUAGAAUUGGCAAGAAAGAGUUUUGACCAAAUUUCCGACAAGAAUGUCCUCUCAUGGAGCGCCAUGGUAGCUGGGUAUGGCAUGAAUGGCCUUGCACGUGAAGCCCUAACUUUGCUUGCCGAGAUGAAGCUGCACAACAUUAAGCCCAAUGAAGUGACUGCCCUUUCUGUUUUAUCGGCUUGUAGCCAUGGGGGUUUCGUCAAAGAGGGGCUUUCCUUCUUCGAAUCGAUGGUUGAUGAGUACGAUCUCCACCAAGGGGUAGAACACUAUUCGUGCGUGGUAGACAUGUUAAGUCGAGCAGGAAAGUUCGAUAAAGCCAUAGACUUGAUCAAAGAGAUGCCCGAAGUAUUGGCAUCCAAGGCCAGUGUUUGGGGGGCACUAUUGAGCGCUUCUAAAAGCUUCGCAAACAAAGAUAUGGGCAAGGACGUCGUUCCUCGGAUUCUCGAGUUGGAACCGUCGAACUCAGCAAACUACAUGCUCGCGUCGAGCAUGUAUGCUGCGUGUGGUUUGUGGAGUGAUGCUGCGAGGAUGAGGAGAUUGGCAAAAGAGAGAGGGAUCGGUGUAAUGGCCGGUUACAGCACUGUCAAUGUCAACAACAGAUCCUGUAGAUUUAUUGCUGGGGACGAGUCGCAUCCGCAAGCCUGUGCGAUACAAUCCACGGUUAAGCAGUUGCAUCGCUGCAUGAGGAUCAACGGGAUCAGCGAUUUGAUGUCAAUCGGAUGCUAAAGCACCAGUUUUUGUGAAGUUAAUCAGUUCAUCCUACGAAAGGGCAGCCGAGAUCAUGAUGUGUUUCUUUAAUGGUUGUGCUUAACAUUUACAGUUGCUCUCCUGCCCCCCCCAGGUGAUGCCGCUUUAAAGCCUACACAAUCGAACUUUCACUUGUCUUUCUAAACGAGAUAUGAAUGUAAAUU
This is a messenger RNA of Rhodamnia argentea, 2448 nucleotides long. Its product is annotated as pentatricopeptide repeat-containing protein At2g17210. Gene Ontology annotation, molecular function: protein binding; RNA binding. NCBI's taxonomy places the organism in Eukaryota, Viridiplantae, Streptophyta, Magnoliopsida, Myrtales, Myrtaceae. The record is from RefSeq and is a predicted model, not a curated record. Gene Ontology annotation, biological process: RNA modification. Bases 35 to 2263 code for a protein of 742 amino acids. The transcript has a single exon.